Messenger RNA from Bombina bombina (fire-bellied toad), 10199 nucleotides. RefSeq names its product BRCA2 DNA repair associated (gene BRCA2). NCBI's taxonomy places the organism in Eukaryota, Metazoa, Chordata, Amphibia, Anura, Bombinatoridae. The record is from RefSeq and is a predicted model, not a curated record. Gene Ontology annotation, biological process: double-strand break repair via homologous recombination; regulation of DNA-templated transcription. Bases 35 to 10147 code for a protein of 3370 amino acids. The transcript has 27 exons.
AUCUAUUGUUUUGCAAUGGUGAUAUUGACUGAGAAUGGCACCUACAAAAUAUGAACAACCCUCUUUCUUCGACCUGUUUAAGAUUCACUGCAGUGGUACAGAUUUAGGACCUAUAAGUCUGAACUGGUUUGAAGAACUCUCUGCUGAAGCUUUGCCAUUUGAGCCAAGGGUGUGCGAAGACCAUGAAUACCCGUCUGAUUGGUUAGGUGAAAAUGCCAUCCAAACACCUAAACAGAAACCAUCUACAUAUAGCCAGCUGGAAUCUACUCCAACCAUUUUUAAAGAGGAAGAUUUGUCUUCGCCACUUUUUCGUACACCAAGGAUAGAAGUGAAUAAAAGCCCUGGGACUGAUAAAAAUACCUGUCAUAAACUUGGAAGAAGUCCCAGUGUACAGCCACAUCUACCAAAUCAAGUGUUCAGUCCUUCAAGCAGAUGUCUCAAUGAAAGUCCUGCUCUUAUGAAAGAAAUAUUUAAAACUCCUUUACGCGAUAAAAAAUAUAUACCAAGAACACUACAAGAUGAGAAAUCAGACAUUUAUGGCAGCCUGUUUUGUACCCCACAGCUGAUAAGGAAUCAAUCCUCAAGAUGUAUUUCAGAAAGUCUUGGUGCUGUGGUAGAUCCAGAGAUGUCUUGGUCAAGUUCACUAGCUACACCACCUUCUCCAACUGUGAUAAUUGCCAAAGAUAAUGAUCCAGUAUCACGACCAAAGUCCUUUGAUAACAGAAAUGCUGUGAUUGUUCAGAGUCUUUUUUCCAAGUGCAAUAAUAAAACAGAGAAGGCACUGUCAUCUGAGAGAGAAGCCCCAAAUGAAACGAAUAAGACAGCUGAUGUAAAUCCAGAACAUUUAGUCAGCAUAAAGAAUGAAUGUGCCGGUGAACCAUCUAACAUAUUGAAGGCACCAUGGAGGCAAACUGUGUCAAAAGCACUGAAGGAUGAAGAGAUCUGUCAAACUGUAGAGAAUGUGCUUGAUGGAAUGGAGGAUGUCCUGUCAAUCUUUUUUACCAGUGACAAAAAUACUGGUCCACGAAAAGUGAAGAAUGAUAGCAGAGUAAGAAGGAAAGAUGGUAUGAAAUCAGAUGUUGUUCUAAAGACAAUAGAAAUGAUUGAUCAAGAUAACAAUUCAAUCCCUUUGGAAAACUGCAGUCGGUCUAACAAGGAAAAAAGAAAUUGCUUGCUAAAGACUAUCCGCUCUAAAGAAACGUCAUGCCAUAAUGACUGGUCCCAGCUUAACUUGAAUAUAAGUCAGAUUGGGGAAAUACCUUUGAAUGAAGAUGUUGUGACCCAUAAUGAUAUAAAUAAUGUUUGCAAAAUACCUUCAGAAUCCUUUACAACUGUCUCUUCUUCAUCUGGGCAAAGACUCAUAGCUACUGAAAACCCAUAUCUUAAUGAACUCAAUGAAUCUAUUAAAGAUCAAGAAAGUGCCCAAGAAAAUAUGUUUGGUAGAACGAAUUACAUGAAAGACCAUGAAAGUAAUAAAGAUAUCACAAUACAUGAAACGGGCAAACAAAUUAAUGCGGACCAGGGAGGGGAAGCUUCGGGAAACAUCCCACAGACAGAGAUUCCAAAAAAGAAAAUCAUGCUCUGUUCUUUGAAAAAACAAUCAAAAUUUGUUUACCUUAUAAAUAACGACGAAGUUGACAAAAAUAUAAAUGAAAAUAUUUGUGUUUCAUCCGUUCAUCAUUUAAGAAGCUGUGAAGGUCCAGAUAAAGAGAACAACGGUCAAGAAACACUGGAUUCUCACACCGAAAAUUGUGCACAGAGCGAGCCAAAUGCAGAACCCAAGGGAAAGGAAGAGAGUGAUCAGCUGUGUUUCAGUAAAAUGGACGGAUUCCUUCUAAGCAAGGAGAAUGAGGAAUUAUCUAGAUCUGAAUCCUCUCAGCAUUCAGAAGUGAAGCCAAUGGAGGAAGAUAAUGGUGGUAAAAUCUUAUCAAGUAUAAAAAGAAAGGUCUAUGCUACAGCUGCUCUUGUAGCUAAGAAACGACAGAAGGUUGAGUCUGUUUGUGAGCAGCACAUAAAGCAGUGUGCAGAGCAGGACAGAUAUAUUGUUCAGAUUAGCAGUGCUCAGUAUUACCAUUCAUCUCCCAUACAAACAAAACAAGGUGUUGCAAGUUUCAAUAUGUGUGUUUCCUCAAGCAAAGAUGUUCAGCCUAAUUUCGCUGAUAGAAAACGCGAAAAGUUAGAGUCUUUACCAUCUUCAUCAGACGAUCUGCAUUUACAAAACAAUCUCUUGCCAAACAACGCAUUAUUGAUAGAAAGGAUUGAAAAGAAGACAAUGAGUGAAAAUUCAAGCGAUAAACUAAAUGAAACAUGCUUAUAUAACCUAAACAUUGUCAAUUUAAAAGCUCAAACAGAACCACCCGAGCAUCUUGAAGCUAUUUUGUCUGAUACUAGAUGUUCUGAACAAGUCACUAACAUUGAUGGACUUAGUGAGCCACAGUCACACAACUCUCUCUCUCUAGCCCAAAAUAAUACAGAGUGUGCAGAUGUUAUUAGAAAAAUGAACACUAGCAAUUCUCCUAUAGCACACCCAGAAAAAAUGAAUAGGACAUUUGCUGGUUUUAAAACCGCAUCAAAUAAAAACAUUCACGUUUCAGAAGAUAAUCUCAAAAAAGGACAAAAUCUAUUUAAAGAACUAGAAGCUCAGAAGUUUGAUAAUGAAAAUAAAAUGGAGAGCAAAUUAAAUUUGUUGACAAGCUUAGAUGAUUCUACACCAGAAAGCAAUUUAAAGGGUUUCAAAACAGCAUCCAAUAAGCAAAUAAACGUCUCUGCAAGUAAACUUGCUAAAGGUAGAUUUUUGUUUAAAGAUAUCGAAGAUGUAAAUAGCCAAGUUUUAGGGGAUGCUAAAAAAUGCAAAGUAGAUCAAUUUGAUGAGUUCCCUAACACAUUAUCAAAUGCUUGUUUAGAUAAUAUUAUGAACAAACAUAGGGCACAAACGGAUAAUUCUGAAAGUGAAAACAAGGGGUUAAAGGCAAAAGUUAAGGAAAAUUCAAAUGUAAAUAACUUGAAUAUAAACAAACUUAACGACACCCAAAUAAAUAAGAGUCAUCAAACCAAUCAGAUAUCAAACCAUACAUUAUUAACCUCAAAUUCUGCUGCUGCAACAGUGAAGGAACCGAAAAUUCAGGGCUGCUCUACAAAAAUACUGUCUCAUUUAAAUGAAGUAUUGACUGAAAGUCAAAUAGCUGAAAUCAGUGAACUUUCUGCGAUUAUAGAAAAUGCAGGAAGCCAACUUGACUUUACACAGUUCAUAAAAGCUAGUGCUGGAGCAGCAAAUAGUGACAGCAGACAACACAAACCAGUAUUUUAUGAGGAAUCGCAGAACCUUAAUAAUUCAGAUGUAUGGAAAGAUGUUGACUUCAAUGAUAGCUUUGCUGUUGGAGAAGAAAAAACAGAAGACCAUGAAAUAGAUUUGAGUAAAAUAACUCUGAAUGGUUCAGAAAAGGCUGAAGAUAAACAUUAUGGCAAUGCUGAAUCCAGCACAUGUAACCUUGUAAAAUCUGAUUUUACAGACUCUGUAGCUAAGUCAUUGAUUGAUGAUAAAGGGUUUGAGGGAUUUAGUUUUGCAAGUGGUAAAAUGGUUAAUAUUACUAAGGAAGUGUUCACUAAAGCCGUCAAAUUAUUUAACGAUUUAGAUGACAGUAGUGAGUUGAAUAAAUAUUCUGUAAACUGCAAAAAAACACAGUUGUCUUUAGCAUUCACUUCUAAAGAUGUGAAAAACGAUAAGUUAGAAAGUACUAAAAGAAAUGUAACAGAGCGUGAUUCAUUACAUUAUAAAAAUGCCCAAUUUCAAGACAAAAAUGCUCAUUUGGACUAUAAUGUUGGGGGGAAAAGUCACAAGGAAACAUUACAUAUAAAUAGUUCUGAAAUUGCUAGUGAUGUAGGUUUGUCAGAUGUGUGUAGCUUGUUAACAGGCAAUCCAUCAUCUAACAUGACUUCGGAAAAAUUUGCUACUUACGAAAAACUGACAUCACUUACGGAACAUUUAGAAACUGAUAAGGAAGAACUGAACCAUCAAAAUAACCCUAGAAUGAUGCCGGCAAAAGGUUUCCAGACCGCUAGUGGAAAAAAUAUUACAUUUUCUGAGUCCUCUUUAGAAAAAGUAAGGAAAAUGUUUGCAGAUGACUGUCUUGAAAAUGCUACAGAAAGUUAUAAUAUAAAAAAUAUUAACAAUCACGCACAUGCUGAUCAGUCAAGAGCAAUCAGUUGCAGCACCCCUAAAAGCAACUUGGAGCAAAAACAAAUUCAAAUAUCUGAUUGGCAUCAAAAAGCCAUUGAAAGUGAUAUUACUUUUAAAGAUUUCAGUUUCUCCACAGCAAGGGGUAAAAAGGUUACAGUUUCCGAGGAUUCUUUAGCUAGGGUACGAAACCGGUUUACUGAUGAAGAACCAGCUCACAGACAAAAUAAAAGUAAAGGAAAUGCAAAGGAAAAUGUCACCAAUGAAAUCCGUGUUGAAACUUGUGCAGAUACUGUACUGAGUUUGGAAAGAAGAAAUAAAAGGAGCUUAAAUAAAAUGGACACCAGAGAGACUUUAGGUGUAAAUAAAUGUGUAGCGAGUACACCGCCACUUAUAUUCAAUACAGCAAGUGGAAAAAAUGUAGCUAUUUCUCAUGAAUCUCUGCGAAAAGCAAGGCAGAUAUUUUCUGAAAUCAGCAACGCAGAUGUGUUAGAUACAGCGUGUACAACACAGCCAACUAGUGAAAGUUUUACUGAAACUCAUGCAGAUACCCUGGUGAGUUCUGAAGGAAGGACAAAAAACAUCUUAAGUAAAAUGGACACCAGAGAGACUUUAGGUGUAAAUAAAUGUGUAGAGAGUACACCACUACUUACAUUCAGUACAGCAAGUGGAAAAAAUGUAGCUAUUUCUCAUGAAUCUCUGCAAAAAGCAAGGCAGAUAUUUUCUAAAAUAGGCAACGAAGAUACACUAGAUACUACAUGUAAAGCACAGCCUAGGCUGACUGGUGAAAAUUGUACUGAAACGUCUGAAGAUAACAUAAAUUCUGAAGGAAGAAAGAAAGAGAACUUAAAUAAAUUGGCCAGAGAGACUUUAGGUGUAAAAUGUGUAGCGAGCGUGUCUUCACUUACAUUCAGUACAGCAAGUGGAAAAAAUUUGACUAUUUCUCAUGAAUCUCUACAAAAAGCAAGGCAGAUGUUUUCUGAAAUCAGCAACGAAGAUACAGUAGAUACUGCAUGUAAAGCACAAACAAUGCCAACUAGUGAAGAUUGUACUGAAACUUCUGAAGAUACCAUUAUAAGUUCUGAAGGAGGAACGAAAAACAGCUUAAAUAAAUUGGCUAGAGAGACUUUAGCUGUAAAUAAAUGUGUAAUGAGUGUGCCUUCACUUACAUUCAGUACAGCAAGUGGAAAAAAUGUAGCUAUUUCUCAUGAAUCUCUGCAAAAAGCAAGGCAAAUGUUUUCUGAAAUAGGCAACGAAGAUACACUAGAUACUGCAUGUAAAGCACAAACAAGGCCAACUAGUGAAGAUUGUACUGAAACUUCUGAAGUUACCAUCAUAAGUUCUGAAGGAAGAAGGAAAAAGAGCUUAAAUGAAUUGGCCAGGGAGAAUUUAGGUGUAAAUAAAAGUGUAGCGAGCGUGUCUUCACUUACAUUCAGUACAGCAAGUGGAAAAAAUGUAGCUAUUUCUCAUGAAUCUCUACAAAAAGCAAGGCAAAUGUUUUCUGAAAUUAACAACGAAGAUACAGUAGAUACUGCAUGUAAAGCACAAACAAAGCCAUCUAAAAUUCUGCCAAAUUAUCCCGAACAUGAAAAUGAGGACAGCAUUAGCUCAAAAUCUUUGCCGCUGUGUAGUUCCCUUAAAUCCUCAUCAUUUAGUUUUGCCAGUGCAAGUGAAAAGGAGGCACCAGCAAAUAAAACAAUUGUAAAACCUAAUAGAGUGAGUUACACUAAAAGAGAUUCUGAAGAUGCAUCAAACACGCUAUCCCUUCUUCAAAAUGAUUCUGUAGCUAAUCUUGUUAAAUAUGAUAUUUUGCCUCAGCAAAAUGUUUCCAUUCCCAAGACAGUGGGUUUUAGCACGGCAAAUGGCAAAGCCGUACAGUUGUCAGAUGAGUCUUUGAAAAAAGCCAAAAAGAUGUUUUCUGAAAUAGAUAAUAUUCACUUUCAACCUCCAGAAAAACAAGAUCAGUUUGAUAGCAAAAUAACUGUGAAAGAGAGGGAAACAAAAAUAUCCGUAGAAGGGAAGUUAGAAUUUAAGAAAGAUACAAAAUUAUCAAACAGUGAACAUCCCAUUAAUAAAACCAAUAAUAUGAAUACUUUGGGUUUUAGUACUGCUGGCGGAAAGCAAGUUUCAGUGUCUGAAACUGCCCUCCAGAAAGUAAAGGGAUUGCUACACGAAUUUGAUUCUAUGGAGAACUUCAAAGAAGAUGAUGUGCUUUCUAGAAAACAAUUAUUGUUUGAAAAUAGUGAGUUCAAUUCAAGACCAAUGACACUUGAGCAAGCAUCAGCUUUGCAUAAGACCUCCACCUGCAAGCAAUAUAAUAAAGAAAGUAGUUUGAUAAAGGAGUUAAAGAAACCUGUAAAUCUACACCCCAUAUGCCACAGUCCACUUUAUGUCUGUGGAAGAGACUCUACACCAGCGCUUAAAGAAAUGUCUGGAAUACCCAAUACAUCAAAAGCAAAGUUACAUUAUACAUCUCACACCCCAAAGAACUAUUUUGAAAUAGAAGCUGCAGAAAGUGCAAAAGCUUUCAUGGAUGAUGAUGAUUUGACAGAUGCUGGGUUGUUUUUAGCAGAAGCCGAGUCAUAUUCAAACAAAACGGCAAACAUUAGAAUUGGUAAAAGAUUAAGAUCAGAAGAUGGAACAUCUCGUGGGGAACCUCAAAUCAAAAGACAGCUAUUGCCUGAGUUUGACAGAGCCACGGACAGUCACUUAAAGCCACUGGUCAGCUCUCCAGAUGGUAUGCUAAAGGAUAGAAGGAAGUUUUUAUACAAAGUUGCUUUAGAACCAGUAACCUGUGAUGCUGAAAGUCUGUUUAAACGAAGCCCUAAUGUUCGUACCUCCACAUUUUCUGCACCAAACAAGUUGCAUGUUAAAGCAAACAUUUUCCAACACUCAUCAUCUCUGAAAUCAGAAGAGGUUUCAGCUGUUGCUAUAAAUCAAAUGAGCAGCUCCGUCCAGAGAUCAAAUAAAAUACCUGUAGCUAAAAAAGCUGCAAACACCUUUAUCCCUCCAUUUAAAAAGAAUCCUGACACUCUGCCCUACAAUAAGACAAGUCAAGGGCCAAAGCCUGAAUGUGAUGUUGCCAACGAUUCUAGAAAAGAAAAUGAAGAUAAUUUAACAUCAGAUAUUUCAGAAAAGAAUAUUGAUGAACCUGAUUUUUCACAAAUGAUAACAGACCUUCAGUGUGCCAGAGACAUGCAGGAAAUGAGGAUUCGUAAGAAACAAAGACAAAGAAUUAAACAACAAUCGGGUUCAUUGUAUCGGCUAAAAACAUCUUCUGCAGCGAGAAUUCCUCUUCAGAUAGCAGUGCAAGGAAUCAGACCUGCUAAAUAUUCAGAGAAACAGCUACACAUGUAUGGAGUUGUGAAAACUCACAUUGGAGUUAAUAGUGAGAAUGCUGCAUCAUUUCAGUUUCACUGUUUGGAUUAUUUUACAAAAGAUCAUCUCCUUUCUGGAAAUGGAAUACAGUUAGCAGACGGUGGCUGGCUCAUACCAUCUGAUAAAGGAAAAGCAGGCAAAGAAGAAAUAUACAGAGCAUUUUGCGACACUCCUGGUGUGGAUCCUAAACUAAUUUCACCAGAAUGGGUUUAUAAUCACUAUCGCUGGAUCGUAUGGAAGCUUGUUGCUCUGGAAGUAGCUUUUCCACAAGUGUUUGCAAGUAGGUGCCUGACACCUGAAAGAGUGCUCUUACAACUGAAGUACAGAUACGAUGUAGAAAUUGAUAAAAGCCAUCGAUCUGCCAUCAAAAAAAUAAUGGAAAGAGAUGAUUCCCCAGCUAAAACACUUGUGCUUUGUCUCUCUAAAAUCAUUUCGCUUGGCAGUGGCUUGUCAGAUUCAUGCAAUAAAAAAAGUGAAUCUGCAGAGGUGAAGCCAGCUUCUGCUAUCAUUGAGGUAACAGAUGGCUGGUAUAGUAUUAAGGCUCUUCUAGAUCCUGCACUUACGGCACUGCUACGUAGAGGGCGACUUUUUAUUGGGCAGAAGAUAGUAGUGCACGGUGCAGAACUCACUGGCUCAGAUGAUGCGUGCACACCACUAGAGGCUCCAGAGACCAUUAUGUUAAAGAUUUCUGCUAACAGUACUCGCCCAGCAUGCUGGUUUACCAAACUUGGAUAUUUCCGAGAUCCUAGACCUUUUUGUCUCUCAUUGUCCUCCCUUUUUAGUGAUGGGGGUAUUGUUGGGUGUGUUGAUGUAGUGAUUCAGAGGAUUUACCCAAUGCAGUGGAUGGAGAAAAUGGUAAAUGGAACUUAUGUUUUCCGCAGUGAUCGAGCAGAAGAGAAAGAGGCUGAAAAGCAUUCAGCAAAGCAACAAAAAAACCUUGAAGUUCUGUUUGCAAAAAUUCAGGCUGAGUUUGAGCAGCAGGAAGUGUUUAACAAUAAAAAGGGGCCUAGGAGACGCUCUUUCAACGAACAGCAAAUCCGUGCUCUUCAGGAUGGAGCUGACCUCUAUGAAGCCAUUCAGAGUGAAUCCGACCCUGGAUAUCUUGAGUCAUGCUUGACCACUGAACAGCUGAGGGCUCUUCACUGUCACAGGCAACUUUUAAAUGAGAAAAAACAAGCACAGAUCCAAGCAGAGUUCAGGAAAGCCAUUGAGUCCAGUGAGCAAGGCCCAAAUGGCUGCAUAAAGAGGGAUGUGACACCUGUAUGGAAAAUGCGCAUUGCAGACUACAGAGAGCAGGACAAAGACACAGCAUAUAUAUUGAAUAUAUGGCGUCCUAUACCAGAUGUACUUACCAUGUUAAAGGAAGGUUGUCGCUUCAAAAUGUAUCAUUUGGCAACAUCUCAGUCAAAGGGCAAAUCAGAAACCGCUGAUGUACAAUUCACUGCUACAAAGAAAACUUGUUUUCAGCAAAUGCAGCCCUCACAGAGCAUCAUGAAACCGAUUUACCAUCCACGGGAAGUAAUUCCAUUCGUUGGGUUCCGGGAACCUUCUUUCAAAGCACCAUACUCAGAAGUUGAUGUGGUGGGAUUAGUGAUAUCUACAUACAAAAAGCCAGGCACGGCACCAAUAGUUUAUCUAUCUGAUGAAGCUUAUAAUUUUGUAGCCAUAAAGUUUUGGACAGAUCUUGGGCAACUUGGCUUUGAAGAGAUCACAAAGCCUUGCACAUACAUUGCUAUUAGUAACCUUCGCUGGAAAUCAGACUGUACAUCUAACAUUCCAACAGUGUAUGCUGGAGACCUGUCCCUUGUUUGUACAAAUCCAAAGGAGUGCCAUCUUCAAAAUGCAAUUCAGCAGCUUAAGAAUUCUAUUAAGUGUGUUCAGGAUUUUCGCAAUGAAGCAGAAAACAAACUUAGGAAAGUAAAUAGCACAGAGGAGCAACAUACUCGAGCAGACAGAGGCCUAGAUCCACAUACGCCUACUUGGAAGUCAGGAUAUUCCAGAGGAAAAAACUGUCUGACCCCAGUUGCCUUUAGUGAACAAAAGCAGAGGGAUCCAGAAUACACACCCGACCAAAGGACGUCACAUCCUGAUGGCAGUGGAGAAAUGGAAUUGAAAAUUUGCAAAAAGAGAAAAGCCAUGGACUUUCUUAGUCGGAUCCCAUCACCUCCACCUGUAACACCAGUGCGGCCACUUGUUUCUCCGGCACUGCAGAAGGCAUUCCGACCCCCUCGGAGUUGCACUAUUCAGAAAGGCCUUACUGAAAUUAAAGGAAGCACUGAGAAUAUCAAAACCACACUGUCCCUAAGGGCUAGUAAUAACGUGACAAACUCAGAGGAUGGAUUUGUAGCUGAUGAAGAACUGGCCAUGAUAAAUACACAAGCACUCAUGAUGGGGUUAGAAACAGAAAAAACAAUAACUGAGGAAGCAAGUAAAAAUGGUUCAAGAGAAACUAAGAACAAUCCCCCAAAUGAAAGUGUUUUGCCCACUAAUGGUUCACAGUCUAAGUUAUUAAGCGUCCAUCCUCUACGUAAGAAGACUCAAAAAGGUAUUGAGGCUCCUCAGAUGUGCAACAGGAAACUGAGGAACCGCAAAUAGAUCUGGUGAUGAGCGGUCACGAGCCAUUCCUCCUGAGAAUUCCACUCCUGGC